Messenger RNA from Mugil cephalus (flathead mullet), 6897 nucleotides. It is a transcript of the gene zc3h13, whose product is annotated as zinc finger CCCH-type containing 13. The coding region runs from base 184 to 5757 and encodes 1857 amino acids. NCBI's taxonomy places the organism in Eukaryota, Metazoa, Chordata, Actinopteri, Mugiliformes, Mugilidae. The transcript is spliced from 20 exons. Gene Ontology annotation, molecular function: metal ion binding. The record is from RefSeq and is a predicted model, not a curated record. Gene Ontology annotation, cellular component: RNA N6-methyladenosine methyltransferase complex.
AACCAAAGAGGAAGAAGGAGAAGAAGAACGGGACGUAUGAUGCGCUCUCCGCCGACAUGAAGGCACUCAGGGCAGCUUCUGCCUUUGAUUUUAAAGACUAAGCCUUGUUGUUUCUACAAGUGCUGGAUCCGCUAACUGGACUUAAGUAGAUGCGACACCGAAACAAUAGCUUGGUCCUGCAGAAUGUCCAAGAUCAGGCGGAAGGUAACAGUGGAGAAUUCAAAAACCAUAUCCGACAGCAGCAGCAGCACCACAACCAGCAGCACCACCAACCCCGCCGCCCCCUCCCGCAGGCCCAGCGUGUUUGAAAGACUCGGACCCAGCACUGGGAGUAAUGCUGCCGAUAGUCACUGUAGAAAUUGGCUGAAGACUGGUAAUUGCAGUUACGGCAACACUUGUCGCUACACACAUGGAACUCAGCCACGGGGCAAAGGAUUUAGCUUUAGCCGGUCAACCGAGAGGCCCACAGGUGAUCUGCGGGAGAGGAUGAAGAAUAAAAGACAGGAUGUUGACCCGGAAAACUUGAAGCGAGACUUAGACGAGCCCACAUCCCCCACACUGAGACAGAGAGACUCCUCCAGAGGCCGACACAGGGAGAAGGAGGAUAUCAAGAUCACAAAAGAGCGCACCCCAGCCAGCGAAGAAGAACCCACAGAGUGGGAAACCAAUCGUGAAGACUCGGAUAUCGGAGACUACGACUACGAGUUAUCCCUAGAAAUGAAGCGGCAGAAAAUUCAGCGCGAGCUGCUGCAGCUGGAGCAGGAAAAUUUGGAAAAGAGAGAAGAGAUCCUCAUCAAAAAAGAUGAGACUCCAACAAAAACAAGAACCACGGCCUUGCCAAAGGCCUCUCCUGAGCCGUUGAGCUCCAAGGAUUCCUCCUCGUCCCGGAAGUCCAGCGGCUCCCCGAAACACAAAGGCGGAACCAAAGGGCCGGGCUCCGGGAAGAAAGAGAAGAAGGCGUCAGUGUCUUCGCCGGUUUCAGAAACUGCCAGGUCUUCAAAAGGCAGCCACAGUAAGAAGAAAGGGCCCCGCACCCCGAGUCCUCCGCCCCCGGUCCCCCUGGACAUUCCCGUGGUGGGGAAGAAACACAAGGGCAAGCACAAAAACAAGGAGAAGUCUGAGGAGAAGCAAAAGGAAGGGAAAGAUCGGGGACGGGACGCGGAGAAACAUAAAGAGAAGAAGGAGAAACGGAGGGACCGAUCAGACAGUUCCCACAAGGCCAAGCGGAUGGUGACGUCAGAGGAGCGUUCUGGUAGUGUUUCGUCUCCGUCCAGGGGGCCGUCGCCGUCAAACAGGAAGAAAUCUGCCUCACCUAAAGCAUCGUCCCAUAAAACCCCCGCGCUAGCUUCCCCCCCUCACAGGUCUCCUUCCCCUCUCCGCCACCACAGCCCGCCGACCCCUCCCCGCCACCACUCCCCGUCCUCACACUCGGGCUCCUCCGCCCAGAGGAACUCCCCCUCCCCUCGGCGGCGGCGUUCCUCUUCCCCCGCCUACCACCGGAGUUCCGGGACGCAGGCGUCUGCCUCCUCGCCCCCGAGCUCCCGGCGCUCUCGCUCGCCGCCCGCCUCCAACGACAACUCCUCGCCCCACCGCCGCUCGGACAGGUCCAGCCCCAGCCGGAGGCACUCCAGGGGCCGAGAGAGGAGCCGCGGCGACCGGGAGAGGAGCCCGCCCGUCCAGGAGCGCCGACACGAGCGCAGAGAUGACGGACGCAGCAAACGAGAUAAAGACAGCGUCCGCGACGACCGCGACUACGACUCCGAGCAGGUCUCGUCCCGCGACUCCCGCGACGACAGGGAGACGAGAGAGGCGCGCGAGCGGCGGGAGGCCCGCGACCGAGGGAGGGAGACGACCCGGGAGUCCCGCGACGCCAAGGACUCGAGGGAGAGCAGGACGGAGGCGCGCUCGAGCCGGGAGUCGAUCGAGCGGCGCGACCGCGAGCGGGAGCGGGAGAGGGAGCGGGACAAGGAGAGGGAGCGGGAGAGGGAGAGGACCGACUCCCACAGGAAGGAGGAGCUGGCUCAGGACGACAGGAGCUACGGGAGAGGCCACGGGCGGGACGACGGAGGCAGGAGCGAGGGACGGAUGGAGAGCAGGGCGGAGCGAGCCGACAGGAACGGACGAGGAAGAGGGCGCGCGAACGAAACGUCCGAUAAAGGCUCAAACAGAAACUCCCGGGGUUCCCAGCUGGAGAGCAGCCGCGACAACUGGGAGUCGAGGAGCAGCGUGGCGCGCGAGCGGAGCGCCGAGAGGAGCACGGAUCGCGGCACGGAAAGAAGCUCGGAGAGGGGCUCGGACCGGGACCGCUACGAGAGCGACAGGAGAGGAGAACCGGCCCGAGACUCGUCCUACGACAGGAGGGGGGGACAUGGAGAGAAGGACCGCAGGGACAACCGGGAGAGAGACCAAAGGGCGGCUUCUCCCAGCAGACACCAGGGGAGAUCGGAGGAGUCUGAGAGGGAGGAGAGGAGGGACGACCGCAGGGUAGACAGGGCCGAGGACAGACGGGAGGACAGGACCCGCGACCGGGACCGGGAGAGAGACAGGGAGCGGGAGAGGGAACGGGAGAGGGAGAAGGACCGGGAGCGAGAGAGGGAGAAGGAGAAGGAGCGGGAGAAGGAGAGGGAGGCGGAGAGGGAGAGGGUCAGGGAGAGGGAGCGGGAGCGGGAACGAGAGAGGGAGAGAGAGAGGGAGCGGGAGAGGGAGGAGCGGGAGAGGGAGCGGGAGGAGAGGGAGAGAGAGAGGGAGGAGCGGGAGAGGGAGAGGGAGAGGAAGGAGAGGGAGAGGGAGCGGGAGAGAGAGAGGGAGCAGCGGGAGCGGGAGAGGCAGCGGGAGUGGGAGGAGAGGGAGAGGGGGAGGGAGGAGAGGAGGGAGAGGAGGGACGACACCAGGGACGACCGGCCCGUUCGGGACGCGAGGGAGGAACGCAAGUUGAGCCGCAAGAGGCCCCGGGUGGAGAGCAGCCCCAGCCCCAGACCCUCCCCCAAGAGGACCACGCGGGACCUCAGCCCGGCGGACAGCGACGGAUACAAUAGCGCGGACGAGAAAAAUGGAGAUAAGCAUCGGCUGCUGAGCCAGGUGGUGAGGCCCCAGGACGCCUUGCUGAGGUCGCCGCCGAGGGGCGCUCCCUCCGAGGACAAGGCCGCCCACUGGAAGGACGAGGAGCGCAGGGGGGCCGGCGACAAGAGAGAGGCGCGGGGCCGCCACGAGGACCCGGAGCCCCGGGCGGAGCGAAGCCGAGGGGGCGACAGGCGCGGCGGCGGCGGAGGCGGAGAGCACCUCCCGGACGCGCCGUCCGACUCCCGCGGCCGAGGCAGAGAGCAGCGAGAGCCCACGCCGCCGCCGCUGACGUCGCUGCCGCCGCCCGCUCCCUCGGGCCUCGCCGCCGCCGGCAGCGACGACAGAGACGCGGCCGGCUCGCAGUCCCACGAGGAAGGCAAAAAGAAGACGAAGUCCCAGAGGAAAAGCUUGAGGAAGGGUCGCAAAGACGAGGAGGUCGGCGGCGGUGGCGGCGGCGGGACCGGCCUGGCCGCUGCGGGGGACCGGUUCAACCCGGAGCCUCCGGUCAGCGCGGCUGCUGCAGACGGGCCCUUACACUCUCCCAGGAAAGGAGCGAAGAAGAAGGCUCUGGAGCGGAAGAGGAAACGGUCACGAGGAGGAGAAUCGGACGGCUCUGAGGAGGACGCUUCCGCUCAUCAGCAGCAUAACAAGAGGAAGAGGGGACCUCGGACGCCGCCGCCCUCAAUGAGGCCCGAUCACCGCGGCGCCGCCGCUAACGCAGAACCCUCCCCUCUCUCCAAAAUGGAUAAUUUCAGCGACUGGUCCGACGAGGAGGUCACGGACCGAGGGGGACCUCUGGAGACGCAGGCGUCCCUCGGCCCUGCCGAGAGGACUCCAGCGGAACCUCUCCGGAGGGGGGCGGGCCAGAGGGUGGGCAGGGACAGAGAGAGGUGCAACCCGCCGGCCAUCGCCCCCCUGCUCCCCCAGGACCCCCCGAUGCUGAUGCAGACCAUGACCCCGCAGCCCCUCAUGUCCCAGUCGCUGCUCCGCAAGCCCCCCCCGGAGCAGGCCCGCAGCAGCAGCAUGGGGAGCAACCAGAGCCGGACGUCGUCCCGGCGCCUGCGCUCGCCCUCCAACGAGUCGGCGCACCGGGAGGACCCCCAGGGGCCGCGGUCGCGCCGGGGGAGGCUCCAGGGCGCCAACUCCCGCGACCGGGAAAGGGAGCGGGAGAGGGAGCGGGAGAGGGAGCGGCCCGUGGUGAACGACCCUCCCGCGGCCGAGAGGAAGUCCCGCAUCGACCAGCUGAGGAGAGGGGAGCCCAGCCGCAGCACGUCAUCAGACCGUCAGGACUCUCGCAGCCACAGCUCCAGACGCAGCUCCCCCGACUCCGAGAGGCAGGCCAGGUCCAGGUCCCGCGCCGGCUCCUACGACAGCAGAGAACGGGAGAGAGACAGGGAGCCGUUCGAGCGGGAGCGGGAGAGGGACCGGAAAGACCUCCGACCUCAACAGCAGCAGCAGCAGCAGCAGCAGCAACCGCAACCGCAGCAGCAGCAGCCGCCUCUGCUCCUCCAGCAGCCCCUCCAACAACAGAGAGACUGGGAACCCGAGCCCAGAGACUGGCUGGGGAGGGGGCGGGAGCCGCUCCUGAUGCGUCCCGGCCGCGAGCCCCUGCUGAGGGAGCGGGACAUCAGGGACAGGGAGCGGCUGCUCCCCGAAGGACUCAACCUGCAGCACGAACGGGACCGGGAGAGGGAGCGGGAGAGGGACGCGAGGGGGGAGAGGGGCGGCGAUCGGGAGAGGGAGAGGAUGAUGAUGAUGGACCUGCCGCCCCACGUCGACCCGAGGGCUCCGGGACGGGGGGACAUCAGGGGGGACAUGCUGAGGCAGGACAGGGGAGACUACGAGCCUCUGCUGCCGAGAGAAGCCUUCAGCCCUCCGGAGUCGGAGAAACCGAGCAACAGCCACCACCACAUGGGGGAGCAGCGGGAGCUGGAGAAGACGGACAGCAUCGACGGAGACGACGACGGGAAGGACGACGACGGCCAGUCGGUCGCUUCUGUGGGAGAGGAGUACGAACCGAUCAGCGACGACGAGCUGGAUGAAAUUCUGGCCGACAGUCAGAAAAAGGAGGAUCAGCAGGACGAUGAGAAGAUCACAGGUCCUCUGGAUGUGAUCGACGUGGACUGGUCGAGCCUGAUGCCCAAACAGAAGCAGGAAGCCAGGGCCGCGGGGGCGGCCUUGCUGCGGUUCACCCCCGGGGCCGUGCUUCUUCGGGCGGGCAUCUCUAAAAGGCUGGCCGGCCCCGAGCUCCUGGAGCAGGUCAAAGAGGUGUGCAAGUCCGAGCUGGACGACCCCAAAGAUGCUGACAAGCUGUUCGAGCACGACCUGGGGGCGCUGAACAUGGCGGCCCUGAACAGGCGGGUGGAGCGAGCGGGUUUACUGAGCAACCUGGGGCCCUGCUGCAAGGCCCUGUGCGCUCGCAGGGACUUCGCCAUCCGCCGGCAGCUGUUAAAAAACGACAAGGGUCUAACCAAGCAGUACCCCACUACGCCUGUAGUAGACAGCGAGCUGCUGCAGAUGAGCAUGCGUCUCUUCAGGAGGACCAUGGCCGGCCAGGCCCCGGCCCCCGAGAGGUCCGACAGUGUGUCAGCGGCGCCGGCGGAGGCUGCUGAAACCGGUAGCAGCAGCAGCAGCAGCGGUGGUAGUAGUAGUGGCAAUAAGCUAAGCACAACACAGCCAGAGGUGUGUGUUUCCUGAAAGCAGAACACGUGAAAGCGAAUAUCGGCCUCCUCUCACCCCCUUUCAAACUCUUUCUGUCCCAUUUCAUCCAUUUUUAGUCAGGACAGAAAAAAGAAACAACAGAAUUGUGACUCUCAUUAUGUUUUAAGUGUUUCCGACGAUCUCCCCUCAUGCUGUCCCAUAGACUGCUGAACUCUCUAGCCUAUGGAGGUGUGUAAUGAACCAUGUAUGAGAAAUGUAAAACACCGGAAUGACUUCAUGUUUUUUUUUUGUUUGUUUUUUUAGUUUUUUUUUUGUGCAUUACAGUGUUUUAGAUCAGAUUUUUAAUCGUCAGUGUCACCGACCUAACCAAGUUCAUACGACUGAUUUGUUUUUCUAUGUUGUGCAUUGGUUUACUACAACUGCGCAUUAAAAUGGUUAGAUGUUGAUUUUCUGUAACGGGUCUUUUGCUUUGUAUGAGCGACACUCGGCUGUUGUUAAUUCGCCGCCGACGACGACACUGCAACAUCCUGCAGGGACUUGAAUGAACAUUUCUCAUCAGUAAGCACUGCCAAACUAUUCCCUCACUGAAUGUACUUUGUAACAGCUGUUAAUUUGUGGGAGCGUCUAUUAUUAUUAUUAUUAUUAUUUUUUUGUUGUUUUGCUAAUUUAUUUCGAAUGGUUUGGCAAUGUCUCCGUGAGAUGAACUGCAGCGACCGCAGAGCGCCCCGAUCACUGCCACGUGGAAGCAUCUCCUCACCGGCACCCCGCAUCGUAGGAAAAGACGGCGUAAGGUUAAAGAGAAAAAGACUGCAAAGAUAAUAAACGUAAUGAACUUCACCUUCGCGGUCACGAUAGGUCGGCUUAGAUGUGGAGUGGGCACAGACGUCCGACGAGCUCCCCCGUAUAAGGAGAGAACUUCCUCAUGUGGACGUCCUGCCUCUGUGUUAACGUUAACCCUUCGUACCCCAGUCUCACACAGCAUGUAGGGCUAAAGGAUACAUUUAAAUCAUGCAAAGGGAUUUUUUUUUUUUUUUUUUUUUUUUUUUUGUAAACAUGGGAUCUAAUAAAACCAACAGGGUUGACGCAAAAGUGCGGAUGUUGCCUGAACUGUGCAGCAAAAGGUGACGCUGGAAGCGGCGUUCCAGGAUAGGAUGAAUAAACAUUUGUCUUUCUACA